This is a messenger RNA of Penicillium lagena, 849 nucleotides long. Its product is annotated as LUC7 domain-containing protein. The coding region runs from base 1 to 849 and encodes 282 amino acids. Gene Ontology annotation, biological process: mRNA splice site recognition. Gene Ontology annotation, cellular component: U2-type prespliceosome; U1 snRNP. NCBI's taxonomy places the organism in Eukaryota, Fungi, Ascomycota, Eurotiomycetes, Eurotiales, Aspergillaceae. The record is from RefSeq and is a predicted model, not a curated record. The transcript is spliced from 3 exons. Gene Ontology annotation, molecular function: mRNA binding.
AUGGCGGCGGAACAGAGAAAGCUGCUGGAGCAGCUCAUGGGAGCUGAUCAGCUCAUUGGCUCUGGUGCCCAAGGUCGCAAUUCUCAGCUGACCAUCACAGACCCCAAAGUCUGCCGCUCGUACCUCGUGGGCACUUGCCCACACGACCUUUUCACCAACACCAAGCAGGAUCUCGGUCCCUGCCCCAAGGUGCACAGCGAGGGCCUGAAAACGGAGUACGAGACAGCCUCGCCAGCAGAAAAAGCAAAAUGGGGAUUCGAUUUCGACUAUAUGCGCGAUAUGCAAAAGUACAUCGACGACUGUGACCGGAGGAUCGAGACGGCGCAGCGCCGGCUGGAGAAGACGCCUGAUGAAAUUCGGCAGACGAACGAUCUUCUCAAACAAAUCGCCGAUCUCACCAACACCAUCAACACGGGUCUUCUCGAAGUCUCGGUUCUGGGCGAGACGGGCUCUGUCGCAAUGGCCAUGAGCGAACUGCACAAGAUCCAAACGGCGAAAUUCCAGAAGGAGCAGAUCGAACGCGACCUCAAGAAUCUCCAAGAUACCUCCGGUCCUUCGGGACACCAGAAACUGCAGGUUUGCGACGUGUGCGGCGCCUACCUCUCCCGACUUGAUAAUGACCGACGGCUGGCGGAUCACUUCUUCGGAAAGAUGCACAUGGGCUAUUCGGAUAUGCGCAAGACAUACAAGAAGCUGAGUGCAGAGUUGAAGGGUCGGGCUCCGCCUGUGCGGCAGCACCAUGAGGAGGAUGAUAACCCGUACACUAAUGGUGGUCGGGCUGGUGGCCGGGGUCCGCGGUAUGGUGGUGGUGGCGGUGGUGGAUAUAGGAGGCGCGGAGGCAGGUGGUGA